Molecule: messenger RNA, 2310 nt
Organism: Andrographis paniculata
Lineage: Eukaryota; Viridiplantae; Streptophyta; Magnoliopsida; Lamiales; Acanthaceae
Exons: 3
Coding region: 1422-1883 (153 amino acids)
Source: RefSeq, a predicted model, not a curated record
CAUCGACCCUUGGGCCGUUUGGGCCGACUUCAGAUUUUCCAGAGCGACUCUACUCCUUUCCAGGAUGUGCGAAAAAUAAUUUUUGUUCAGGUCGAUUAAGCUGUUCUUUAAGUGUUUGAGCUUUGUGACCAGACGGAAUUGAGCUGAUCCGUUCACAGGCAAAUUCCAGGCAGCAGCUACUGUGUCAUGAACCUCGGAUGGGCGAUCCACAUGUUAAAAAAUCUGAACGAACUUUCUUUACUAUCAACAUUCCUACACAAAGUGGCUAUUGCUGGAGAGUGGUCCGAAAAACCUGACGGUAGAAAUGAUACGCUGCUUGUGAAGCUUGCUGCAAACCAGUGGUGGUUUGCCAUAACACGAUCCGAUUUCACCCAGCAUCGCUGAUUGGUCCAGGUGAAAUUAUAGCCCGAGAAUAAAUGGUCCGUUAAACCCAAAGUCGUCACAAAAUGCAUGAAAUCCUGGAACUGAUAUGGAGUUACAGGUCGUCCAUUAUACCUAUCCGCAGGAGACAACACAGAGUUAAAGUCUCCCAGGACUAACCAAGGCUCGACCAGAUCACUGCCAAGUUGGAUGAGGCUGUCCCAAAGUCUUCGUUUAACAAGAGAGUUAUACCCAUAAACAAAGAAAAUCAACACCGAGGUGGAAGAGAUUUUACAAGUAGCUCUUAUCGUGACACAUUGGUCUUCAAUAUGAAGAGGUUCAACAAGAACCAUUUGAGGGUUCCAAAUAAUUCCGAUACGCCCACCUUUAUAAGCAUCAAAGUUUUCCAGCGAGGGUAAUGAUGUAGGAGGGGGUAAUGUAGAGAGAGAAGAUAUAUCACUCUAAUGAAAAGACACAAGAACAACAAAUGGCAAAGGAUAAGGUUAGAGAUGCAGUGUGGGAGAAUUGGGAAUGUGUAACGGUCUUUGGUAACUAUAGGGAUAAUAUGAGGGAUAUUGAUAAUGAGGUGGCUGAGGGAGUCUUGGAGGCCGAUGAAGGUUGUGGUGUUGAUCAUUGUGGAGCUGUUGGACUUACAGAGGGUGUUACGGUUUCCGAAGGUGAUGUAGUUGGUUCAGAAAGAGAAGAGGACUUGGAUGAGGGUGUGGCUGCUGGAUUGAGUGGUGGGGGUGCCACUGAUGCUGAAAGUGAAAAUGCAAAUACUGAAUGGGAUGGUACUGACUCGGAUGACCCAUCUUGGAUGUAUGAUGGCUUUGACGGUCCUUUGGAAGAUGAUAUUUUUGUUGAAAAACCAGACAAUGAGUGGGAAAGAAUGAAAGAGUUAAUGAAGGAAUUGCGAUUAUUAAGAAAUGAGAAAAAAAAAUAAUGCAAAAAGAAAAGAUCACCAGGAGUCUGUGAAUGAUAACAUAUUAGGAAUAAAGGAUAAGGAAGCUGAAUGAUACAGUGAUGUGGAUUCAGAAAGACAGGGGGAUUUGGAUGCACCUAUGGUGUCUGAUGAAGAAACCGAGGGGCCUCGUUAUACCGAAUGGGAUGAAAACAUGGAUAUGGGUACAAAUGAUCUCGACGUAGGGAUGAAAUUUUCAAAUAGAGAGAAAUUCAAUGAAGAUUUAAAGGAGUGGGUUGUUAGAAAAGGGUGGGACUUGAAGUACCCUAAGAAGGAAAAGCAUGUCGUGGCUGCUACUUGCAAAAAAGGUUGCGGAUGGUUUAUUCGGGCUUCUUCAAUCAUGAGAGAGACCACAUUUCAGAUAAAAAUACUAAAGGGCAGACACACAUGUGCACAUAUGACGACAAACUCACAAGCUGACUUUCGGUGGAGCGUCAAAAUAGCAUACCCGAUGAUCCCCAAACCGCCCGUACCGAAGUUGUGGCUGAUGUAUGUACUAAUGUUGAGCCAAGUGUUGUGCAGGCGAAGCUAUCAAAACAGCCACGAAAGUUUAACACCCUGAAAGCAACUUCUCAAAGGCGAAGAAAGGGUACCCAACCACAAAGUUCCCAAGCUCCAACAGGUUUGCCAUGUCUACGGGCUUCUAAUCAACGUCCCGGAUCAUCUCUUGCAUUAAGGUUACGAGCCUUGCAAUUCUCUUACAAGCCGAGACAACCUGGUGCAGUAGGAUCUCAAAAGAAAUAAUAUGUGUAGAUUUGCUUGAUUGCUCAUUGUGUUUUGUUUUGUUGUAUUUAUCCUUUUGUCGGAUUGAUCAUGUCAUUAGAAAUUGAUGGGUUGCUGCUAUAUUGCCAUGGGUUAUCAUUUUGUAUGUAGUAUGCAUCAUUUUGCUAGGGUGCUUUUGGUAGCAUUAUGUUGUUUUGAAAGCAAACAUGAUGCUAAGGGUUGAAUUGUUGAUGUGAUAAAACUUAACGAACAUCAGCUAUACCAAA